Gamsiella multidivaricata is the source of this 747-nucleotide messenger RNA. Its product is annotated as Isy1-like splicing factor. The transcript has 6 exons. The record is from RefSeq and is a predicted model, not a curated record. Gene Ontology annotation, biological process: generation of catalytic spliceosome for second transesterification step; mRNA 3'-splice site recognition. The coding region runs from base 1 to 747 and encodes 248 amino acids. Gene Ontology annotation, cellular component: post-spliceosomal complex; post-mRNA release spliceosomal complex; Prp19 complex. NCBI's taxonomy places the organism in Eukaryota, Fungi, Mortierellomycota, Mortierellomycetes, Mortierellales, Mortierellaceae.
AUGGCUAGAAAUGAAGAGAAAGCACAAUCUAUGCUGUAUCGCUUUCGCGAGGCAAAGAAUGCUGAGCUAGGUGGAUCAAAGAAGCUGGAAAGAAGACCUUACCGCAUAUCAGAAGUGAGCUCCCUUGCUGAGGCAGAGAAAUGGCGCCGCAAUGUCAUUGGCGAUAUCUCAAAGAAAGUAUCCAAGAUCCAGGACUCCGGUCUGUCUGAUUACCAAAUCCGAGACCUGAAUGACGAGAUUAACAAGCUGAUGCGCGAAAAGUAUCGAUGGGAGCAGCAAAUUAAGGAUCUCGGAGGCGUGAAUUAUAGGAUAACGGGACCAAAAACGCUAGAUGCUCAAGGCAAGGAGGUCCCAGGUGCACGUGGAUAUAAGUAUUUUGGGCGCGCCAAAGACCUGCCGGGAGUCAAGGAACUGUUCCAACCACAAGCGCUGACGCUGAAGGAGAAGACCAGAGCUGAAUUAUACCGCUAUAUUGAUGCGGAUUAUUACGGAUACAGGGAUGAAGAGGAUGGAACGCUUCUAGAAUUUGAAGAAGAACAAGAGGAGUUGGCAAUGGUGAAAGCGCUAGAGAAAGCAAACGCGGAGGAAGAGGAUGGCAUGGACGUGGAUGGCCAGGGUGAAAAUACCCAGCCUCUGGGCAAGUUGUAUGUUCCUUCACAGAAGGAGGUCGAGGAGUACUUGGUGAAGAGGAGGAAGCAGGCUAUUCUGGAUCGCUAUAUCAGCGAAGAAGUCGUUCAGAGUUUGUAG